This is a messenger RNA of Synchiropus splendidus (mandarinfish), 1327 nucleotides long. It is a transcript of the gene aqp10b, whose product is annotated as aquaporin 10b. The transcript has 6 exons. Gene Ontology annotation, biological process: water transport; glycerol transmembrane transport. Gene Ontology annotation, cellular component: plasma membrane; basolateral plasma membrane. Lineage: Eukaryota; Metazoa; Chordata; Actinopteri; Syngnathiformes; Callionymidae. Gene Ontology annotation, molecular function: glycerol channel activity; urea transmembrane transporter activity; water channel activity. The record is from RefSeq and is a predicted model, not a curated record. The coding region runs from base 41 to 901 and encodes 286 amino acids.
AGUCAGACCCAGUGGCUGUGAAAGGCGCCACGCUGCAGAGAUGGAGCGUCUCCUGAGCAAGUGUCAGAUCAAGAGCCAGCUGGUCCGCGAGUGUCUGGCCGAAUGUCUCGGCGUCUACAUCCUGAUCCUGUUCGGAUGUGGCUCCGUUGCCCAGGUGACGACGAGUCGGAAGGAGAACGGCCAGUACCUGUCAAUCAACUUGGGCUUUGCUCUUGGAGUGAUGUUCGGCGUCUUCGCCUCCCGCGGAGUCUCGGGUGCCCACCUGAACCCAGCGGUGUCACUGAGCUUGUGCUUCCUGGGCCGACAUCCCUGGACCAAAUUGCCUUUCUAUGUUUUCUUCCAAGUGCUGGGAGCCUUCCUGGCCGCUGCCACUGUGGGUCUGCAGUACUACGAUGCUAUUCACAGUUUCAGUGGCGGUGAACUGACCAUCACGGGCCCCACGGCGACUGGAGGGAUUUUCUGCACCUACCCAGCCAACUACCUGAGUUUGUGGGGGGGCUUCAUGGACCAGGUGAUAGGCACAGCUGCCUUGCUGCUCUGCAUCCUUGCGUUAGGUGACCAGAGACAAGGGCCCAUCGCAGAUGGUCUUCAGCCGGCCCUCGUGGGCGCCCUGGUGCUAGUCAUUGGCGCUUCAAUGGGCUCCAAUUCCGGCUAUGCCAUCAACCCAGCCAGGGAUUUUGGGCCCCGAUUAUUCACUUACAUUGCUGGCUGGGGCGAGGAAGUUUUCAGAGCCGGGAACAAUUGGUGGUGGAUUCCCAUCGUGGCUCCAUGCGUUGGAGCUCUGCUCGGGGCGCUCAUAUACCAGCUGACGGUUGAAGUCCACCACCCUCCAACUAUGUCCAAGACCUUAUCGUGUCCAGAGAAAACCAAGCUGGAGAUGUCACCUGAAGUGAAGCUAUGAAACACACACAGGAAGACACAAACAAAAAUGUCUUGAAACCUCUUCCAUCUUCAACAUUCUUGGUCCAAGACGGUCUCGCCUCUUCACAUGUACACACCAUCUGGCCUCCUUAACUUUCCCAACUUCUCCAUGAUCUUGCCCUCUGAUAUACUGAAUUUUGACAACUAUAUCAUAAGUAAACAUCAUGGUCCAGGGAGACUCUUCCCUAACCUCAUACAACCAGUGUGUGUUCAAUACUUCAAGAUAUUCUGAGUUAUUUUGUGUUGUUCAUCAAGACUUGAUUUAUUCAGCACUAGAUGCCAGAUGAAGAAACUAAUGACAAUUAUCACUAGACUCACUCACAGACAGGUUGGUUAGUGAAAAUAUAUAAUCAUGAAAAUUGCGCCAGUGUCAAAUAAAGGCGUUUCAUUUGUACCACUCAGAGAA